Molecule: messenger RNA, 2354 nt
Organism: Hemiscyllium ocellatum (epaulette shark)
Lineage: Eukaryota; Metazoa; Chordata; Chondrichthyes; Orectolobiformes; Hemiscylliidae
Product: SLIT and NTRK-like protein 1
Exons: 5
Coding region: 459-1580 (373 amino acids)
Molecular function (GO): protein binding
Source: RefSeq, a predicted model, not a curated record
GAAAACCUAUGGGUAAAGUUUUGCAGGUAAGGAAGGCAAGAUAGCAACUCUGAGCUUGUGACACCGAUUCGCCAGGAAACUAUGCAAAUAUAAGCAGUCACAGUCCUCACAGCCUGGUUAGAUUUCAAAACGAGCGUUGCUUUCAGUCACUAGGUGUUAAAUAACACAAAACUGAUUGUGUGUAUGAGACCAUAGAUUCUUUUAGUUCACUAGCUCAACAGUGAAUGAAAAGGAGCAUAAAAAGCAUUUGAUUUGCUUGUUUGGUUAAAGAUUAGCCAAUACUUAGACUGCAAAGAUCAGUAACUGCACACGGUUUAUAACCUGGAGAAGGUUAACAUAGGCUGCAACCUUUGCACUGUGGCACUCCCACAUGACAGACACUCCGAAGAGGGAAACAGCAACAAGAAACCAGACUUUUCAAAAUUAAAUAUCUUUCAGAAAAGACUCUGUGACGGACGAUGUCAAUAAUUGGACAGAAGUAUGUUGGUCUGGUGCUAUUCUCAGUGGGAUGUUUGGUGGCUGUUAUACAAGCAACAAGUCCUUGUGAAAUCCUCAAUCAGGCCUCAGCAAUCUGCACUGGGAGGAAUCUUACAAAGGUGCCAGAAGAUCUUCCCACCAAUUUAACUAGUUUGGAUUUAUCGGACAACUCAGUGGAUGCAACGGAUCGAGAAAACAAUAGGAGAUUGCAGGCAUUCAGAAAUCUGGUCUUCCUCAAUCUCUCAAAUAAUCACAUGCCAACUUUGACCCCUGAGACCUUUAUGAAUCUGAAGAAGCUGAAGGUAAUGGAUCUGAGUCACUGCAAGAUUGAUUUGGUCCACCCCAAGGCUUUCAAUGGUCUUUUAAGUUUAAAGAUCCUGAUGCUGAACAAUAACAGAAUAAAGGAUUUGGCAACUCAGUUCCUCAGUGAUGGGCAGGACUUGUCAAUGUUGAACCUGGCCAAUAACAAGCUGACCACAGUCACCAACCAGUUGUUGGAGAAACUUGAAAGAAUACGUGAAGUUCGACUACAAGGAAAUUCUUGGGUCUGUGACUGCAAUCUGUACCCACUACAGAAAUGGUUGAUGCCACGGUUGGACCUCGCAGAAGACAUUCAGUGUGUGAGCCCGCCAGAGCUCCAGGGCAAGGAUUUGCUGAAUCUAGAUCUCUCAUCCUGCCCAGGAAAGUCCGAAAGAUUUCUUCGCUUUGCAAAUUCAAAUAUGUCAAAUUCCACGGUCACAGUUGUCACCAACCAGACUUCAGGUGCCCCACAAACAGAAGGCGGCAAGGAGUGGUACUAUCUUGUCGGGGUUUUGGUCAUUGCUAUCGCCUUCUCAGCCUUGAUUGCAAUCGGUGCAAAAUUUAAACUCUUUCACAAAUACCUCACCAGCUACAGUCACCAGCUUCUACCAGAGCAUGACGCCAUCAGCCAAGACCACGACACAUUUAGUGCGAAUAUGCCACGCAGUAAUGAGAUGGAGAACAUCAGAGAGAGAACGACGUAUCCUCAUGGUCUAGAUGAAGAUGAUGGAUACAUUGAGGACAAUUACAUUCAAACAGAAGUGAAAGCUGAAGAUGAACCGGAUAUACAUGUUUCCAUUUAAGAGGAACAUUCAACAGGCCGCCACCUCAAACUCUAUCAAACUGCUCUGUUAUUCAGGGUAUGCACUAUUUUAAGAAAGGCCAACUUAUUUCUAACGAGACUCCCAAGUCUUAUCUCUCUCUUCAUUACAUGUGAUAGCCAAAGGUUAUUUCUGAAUGUCAUUGGAAAUGUUCUCUUUACAGUUCAUAAGAAAAACAAAUGUAAAUGUUGGACUUAGGAAGAAAAAUAGAAAAUUCAGCAAACUGGCAACAGAUUCAUCAGCAUCGCAAUGAUGGAAAGGUCAAGUUAACACUCUCAUGACCAAAAUAACCCUUUGCUUUAACUUGUCCAUAUAUUCAAAAUGAUGCAAUGCCUGUACACACUCCUCUCCCCAGAGAAUUGGUCAGAGAUCCAAACUCUUCCAUGUUAAAUAGGAAUUCAAAAAUACUCCCUCUAAUUGAGACAUAUAUUAGUUGCUGAAGACCUCUAUAUGAUGAGGAGAGCGAGAACUGCACAAUUGGAUGACUGCACUUUUGAACGGAAGGCAAAAUUGUGAGAUUUAUCUUCGAGGGAAAAUACGGAAGUGUAGCAAUAUAACAUUGAAAUAGUGUGGAAAGUACCAAUAGUGAAGAGAAUAAAAGACCAAAAUGUGUGUCUGCUAAAGUAUGAGGUGUGAGACAUGAAACUAGGGAAAGGGAAAAGAAAUUGUAAUAAUAUACUUAAUCCAAUCAUAGAGGAGAAAGUGAGGUCUGCAGAUGCUGGAGAUCAGAGCCGAAAAUGUGUUGCUGGAAAAGCG